Striga hermonthica is the source of this 585-nucleotide messenger RNA. Lineage: Eukaryota; Viridiplantae; Streptophyta; Magnoliopsida; Lamiales; Orobanchaceae. The record is from the annotation of a GenBank genome assembly.
AUGGCGCAGCUGAUCAACACCGGGCCUGCAAUCUGUGUCUUUGCAGCCCUAUUAUUCGCCGCAUCGGUCAUCGCCAGCUCCGGCGGUCCUUUCAUCGUGGCCCAUAAGAAGGCGACGCUGACCCGGCUCAAGCCCGGAUCCGAACGCGUCUCCGUUUCCAUUGAUGUCUACAAUCAAGGAUCCGCGACUGCAUAUGAUGUAACACUCAAUGAUGAUAGCUGGUCCCCAGAGGUAUUUGAAGUCGUCAGUGGUAACACCUCAAUUUCAUGGGAAAGGCUUGAUGUAGGGGCUGUUCUAUCUCAUUCCUUUGAGCUGGAGGCAAAAACGAAAACUCUAUUUUAUGGGUCACCAGCACUUAUUGCUUUUCGUGUUCCUACAAAGGCUGCCUUACAGGAGGCGUAUUCUACUCCAAUCCUGCCUCUUGAUGUUCUAGCAGAUAGGCCACCAGAAAAGAAGUUUGAUUUGAGACUGUUGGCGAAAUACGGAUCUCUUGUUUCAGUUGUAUCUAUUGUUGUGUUGUUCAUCUACCUGGUUGCGACCCCAUCAAAAUCCAGUGCUGCCAAGGGAAGCAAGAAGAAGCGUUGA